GGGUCGGGUCGGAUCGUGCCCUCCGAAUGAAGAGAGCGAGCGCGAGCUUCUUCUCCUCCCUACUCGGAAUCCGAACCUUCCUCCUCCUCCGCCGCCGCCGCCGCCUCUCCGCCGCCGCCGCCCCUCUCUCCUUCUUAAGACGAUCAUCGUUCCCACAUAUGGUGUCUUCUUCUUCGUCGUCGUCUUCUUCUAUGGCGAAAGUGGCGGAGGAGGCGGCGGAGGGGAGAUACAGCUACAACCCGGAGCUUCGAUGGAACACGCAGGUGGAGGCGUACUUCGCGCACGCCUACGGGGCCGAGCACUUCGCCCGGAUCUCCAAAGCCCUAACGCGACCAUCUUGCUACUCUUGUAUCCGAGUGAACACUCUCAAGUCCUCUGUCGAUGCUGUUGUGGAAAAGCUAAAGAACAUUCUGGAUGGAAAUGACAUGUGUAAUGGUAUUGAAGCUAAUCAAGUAAAUAAUCAAGAAAGAGUGUCUAAUUGUAACAGCACUUCCGGGGAAGCAGAAACACCUAUUCAAUUUUUAGGAAGCUCUCCCAUAUCUAAAUGCCAAUAUCCCGGUCUUGAUAAUGUUGUAUUGGUUAGAGGUUCGGGUCCACACAUUCUGUGCUAUGAUCUUACCGGCGAGCCUAUGAAGGAAGUAAUCGUGAGUCGAAAAUGUGCUGAAGCGGUUCUCCGAGGGGCUCAGGUAUAUGUGCCAGGUGUGUUGGCUUGUAGUUCACAUGUUGAAAAAGGGGACAAGGUUGCAGUAUCAGUGGCUAUUGAACAGCCUGUUGAGUAUGGUGGGUGGUCGGUUGGUUUUACGCGUGGGACUGUUCUACAGGGACUACAAUCAGAUCCCCUUUACCGAGAAAGAAGUGGCCUGUACAUUGGGCAAGGAGUCACUUCAAUGUCGAGGGCUGGCAUCUUCCGUGCAUCUGAAGGAGUUGGAGUAGAAAUGGAAGAUAGAGUAUAUAAACUUCCAUCCUUUAAUGAUGUGCUUGAAGGAGAAAUAUUUCUUCAAAAUUUGCCCAGCAUUAUAACUGCUCGUGUUCUAGAUCCACAGCAAGGAGAGCGGAUAUUGGACAUGUGUGCGGCUCCAGGAGGAAAAACAACUGCAAUUGCUAUCCUUAUGAGGGACAAAGGAGAGGUGGUUGCCAUUGAUAGAUCUCACAAUAAGGUAAUGGAAAUUUUGAAGUUGGCUGCUGAGAUGGACCUACAUUGCAUAAAAGCGUAUAAACUCGAUGCUCUUAAAUCUGUGCGGAGGACUAAUGAGGAAACUGAUGUUGAGGCUACUGUAACAGAAGAUGAUAAAUCUUAUAAGCCUGCAGUUGGUGAUCAGGUGUCUAAUACAGAAAAAUGCUGCCCCAAUUCAAAGAUUGAACAAAAUGAUAGAAAGCUUCUUUCCAAGGCUGACCUUAUGAAGAAUGCUCGAAAAAUGAAAAAUGGACCAGGAAGAAAUAAUAGCAUGGGCGGCAGAGUUGAAAAAUCGAAGGGUUUUAUGCCUAAUAGUUUUGAUCGUGUUCUUCUUGAUGCUCCAUGUUCUGCGCUUGGCUUGAGACCUCGACUAUUUGCUGGAGAGGAAACAUUGGAAUCAUUGAGAAAUCAUGCUAAAUAUCAAAGGAGGAUGUUCGAUCAAGCCAUUCAACUAGUUCGUGCAGGAGGUGUAAUUGUAUAUUCAACAUGUACCAUAAACCCAGGGGAGAAUGAGGCUUUGGUUAGAUAUGCAUUGGAUACAUACAAGUUUCUUUCACUAGCAUCACAACAACCAAAAAUUGGAGGACCCGGAAUUGUUGGUCAUUGCGAGUUGUUCAAAGAAACAUAUGUGGAGGGAUGGCUGACGAAAAGCGAAGCAGAACUUGUUCAGAGAUUUGAUCCAUCGUCUUCAAUCGAUACUAUUGGUUUCUUCAUUGCAAAAUUUGAUGUUGGCCCCAAAGAUACAUAAGUGCAGGGAUAAUGAGUUUCACAGCUUAACCAAAUUGUUUAUCGCAACGGGGAAUGACCAGAAAUCAAUUGCAGGGGCACAUUACAGAGGUGGAACAUCUUUCAUUUUUCCGCGGACAUCUUUUUUCUUUUCUUUUUUCCUCCGAGGAUGAUCGAAAGAUACCGAGAAGGGUGGUAGAGAUGAAUACCCCAAAUCUAGCAUCAAAUUACACACCAUAUUAAGCACCGAGGGAUUGUUCAGUGAGGUUCUGUGCUGAGGAGAAACACUCGCAGAAGCACGAGAGAUUUUGACCUCUUUGAUGACUUGUGAUUUCUUGUAUUUUUCAUAAUUUAAUUGGGUUGGUUAGAGCCCUUAAUGAUGUCUCUUUAUUUAUACAAAUAUGAUGUGAUGCAACAUGAUAUUCAAUAAUCUUGAAUAAGCUAAUUAUGUCUCUUUA
This is a messenger RNA of Ananas comosus (pineapple), 2358 nucleotides long. RefSeq names its product putative methyltransferase NSUN6. NCBI's taxonomy places the organism in Eukaryota, Viridiplantae, Streptophyta, Magnoliopsida, Poales, Bromeliaceae. The record is from RefSeq and is a predicted model, not a curated record. Gene Ontology annotation, molecular function: methyltransferase activity; RNA binding. The coding region runs from base 27 to 1922 and encodes 631 amino acids. Gene Ontology annotation, biological process: RNA methylation. The transcript has 13 exons.